UUAUAAGGUACCUUCCACACACCUUGAAUUUAUAACCUUAUUAACAUAAUGCCUUCUGUCCACUCCAGCCCCUUCCAUCAAAUGGAGAAUCCAGCUCUGGUAUCGUUGUUACAGCACACCACCAAUCGGGAAAAACGAUCAAAGAGCCGUGGCAGCGGCGGCGGUGGUGGUGGGAUAUUUCGCAUGUUCAAGCUUCUUCCCAUGUUAACCUCCGGUUGCAAGAUGGUAGCACUUUUAGGCCGGCCAAGAAAGCAGCUUCUCACAGAUCAUGCCACCACCGGAACCCUAUUUGGUUACCGGAGAGGAAGAGUAAGCUUAGCCAUUCAAGAAGAUCCACACCGUCUCCCAAUCUUCGUGAUCGAACUUCCCAUGAGCUCCACGGCGUUCCAGAAAGAAAUGGCGUCGGAUAUCGUGAGGUUGUCACUGGAAAGUGAAACAAAAACUCAUAAGAAGAAGGUUUUGGAGGAAUACGUGUGGGGAGUUUAUUGUAAUGGGAGGAAAUAUGGGUAUUCGAUAAGAAGAAAACAUAUGACAGAUGAUGAACUUCAUGUCAUGCAGUCGCUCCGGGGAGUGUCGAUGGGUGCCGGAGUUCUGCCGGCGUUGUCGGAAAAGGAGUCGACGGUGGACGGUGAGUUGACUUAUAUGAGAGCAAGAUUUGAUAGAGUGGUGGGAAGCAAAGAUUCAGAAGCUUUUCAUAUGAUUAAUCCUGAAGGUGCUGCAGAUGGCCAAGAACUCAGCAUUUUCUUUGUAAGAAUACAUUAAAAAUAAGCAUAUAUUAUAUGAUCCAAUAUUUUUAAUUAGGGUUUUGUAUUGAUAUUGAUGAUGUAAAUCAAAACAAAAAUCUAAUUUUUGGUUGGGAAUU
This is a messenger RNA of Cynara cardunculus var. scolymus (artichoke), 862 nucleotides long. RefSeq names its product protein MIZU-KUSSEI 1-like. The transcript has a single exon. The coding region runs from base 49 to 762 and encodes 237 amino acids. Gene Ontology annotation, biological process: hydrotropism. The record is from RefSeq and is a predicted model, not a curated record. NCBI's taxonomy places the organism in Eukaryota, Viridiplantae, Streptophyta, Magnoliopsida, Asterales, Asteraceae.